AUGUCUAAACUACUAAUACUAGUCUCUUAUAUACUAAUUAUCAUAAUACUUACUAAUACUUCUUCUUCUUCUUCUUCAUUAAAAUCUAAUAAGUUGUUCAACAAAAUUCCAAGACUAGGUCUCACUAGAGACAGGUUGUUCCUCCACAACCCCGAAACCCUUCCGGAAGUUUCGAUUUCGAAGGAUUUAGAAACGUUUUUCUACAACCAAACAUUGGAUCAUUUCAACUAUAGGGAAGAGAGUUACACAAUAUUUCAACAAAGAUAUUUGGUGAACUCAAAGUAUUGGGGUGGCCCUAAUGCUCCAAUAUUUGCUUACCUUGGAGCUGAAGCAUCUAUUGACUAUGAUAUCAAUGAUAUUGGCUUCAUCAAUGAGAAUGCCCCUCACUUUAAAGCUCUCAUUGUAUUUAUAGAGCAUCGAUAUUAUGGAAAAUCAGUUCCAUUUGGAUCAAGAGAAGAAGCAUUAAAGAAUGGAAGUAGCUUGGGUUAUUUUAACUCAGCUCAAGCCUUAGCUGACUAUGCUCACAUUCUUCUUCAUAUUAAGAAAACAUACAAAGCUCAAUAUUCUCCCAUCAUCGUCAUCGGUGCAUCCUACGGCGGAAUGUUAGCAUCAUGGUUUAGAUUGAAGUAUCCACACAUAGCCCAUGCGGCAUUGGCAUCAUCAGCUCCAAUACUUUACUUUGAUGAUAUCACACCACAAAAUGCCUAUUUUGAUAUUGUCUCUAAAGAUUUUAGAGAAGUUAGUGAGAGUUGUUACCAAACUAUAGUGAAGUCAUGGUCUGAAAUUGAUAAAGUUGCAGCUAUGGUUGAUGGUCUUUCAAUACUUAGCAAAAAAUUCAACACUUGCCGGGUUUUGGAGUCAACAUCAAAGUUGAAAAACUAUUUGGGAGGAGUGUACACAAGUGCAGCACAAUACAAUAGUCCACCAACCUAUCCAGUUAAUAUGGUGUGUGGAGGAAUUGAUAGUAAUAGCAAUAGCAAUGCUACCAUUCUUGACAAAAUAUUUUCAGGUCUUAAAGCUUACUUCUCCAAUACCAAUACCACUUGCUAUGUUAACAAACCCACAAACCUUACUGAAACUGAUGAGGGUUGGUCUUGGCAGACUUGUAGUGAGAUGGUGUUUCCAAUAGGCAUUGGGAACAAUACGAUGUUUGAAUCUCAGCCGUUCGAUCUACAAGAUUACAUCAAUGAUUGUAAAGACUACUAUGGAAUUUCACCUCGUCCCCAUUGGGCAACUACUUACUAUGGAGGCCAUGAUAUAAAACUAAUACUAAAGAGCUUUGGUAGCAACAUAAUAUUCUCCAAUGGACUCAAAGACCCUUACAGCAGUGGCGGGGUCUUGGAGAACAUAUCAGACAGCAUUUUGGCCAUCAAAACAACCAACGGGUCUCAUUGUUUGGAUAUUCGUCCAUCAGAAACAAGUGAUCCAGAUUGGUUAGUGAAGCAAAGAAAGAUUGAGAUCAAAAUCAUCAAGAAAUGGAUCACUCAAUACUAUGCCCAUCUUAGCUCUAUUAAAAUAUAA
Molecule: messenger RNA, 1521 nt
Organism: Cannabis sativa
Lineage: Eukaryota; Viridiplantae; Streptophyta; Magnoliopsida; Rosales; Cannabaceae
Exons: 9
Coding region: 1-1521 (506 amino acids)
Biological process (GO): proteolysis
Molecular function (GO): dipeptidyl-peptidase activity; serine-type exopeptidase activity
Source: RefSeq, a predicted model, not a curated record